AUGGGCACCGCCAUGAAGGCCGUCCCUGAAUCAGACAUGGAAGACAAGUCCUCUAUGAGACACAGCACUACUAGCAGCGGCUGCGAUGAUACCUCUGGCCGCAGUUGCUACGCUGAGGAGGCCUCCAAGUUCUCUUUGGCAGGCUCCGAGACUACCCGGAUCAAUCGAUCCAAGUUUGCCCUGUUCUCGGUCAUUGUCACAGUGGCCCUGUUGUGCAGCAUUGUCACCUACAAGAUCAUACGAGACCAAGAGAACAGAGAGUACCAUGCCAAGUUUCAUAACAUUGCCAAUGAGAUUGCCGAGUUCUCGCAGCUAAGAGCAGACUACGUGGUCAACAACUUGGAGCGGUUUGGGGCUUCUCUGACAUCCUACGCUCGAGAUCAGAACAUGACCUGGCCCUUUGUGGCCUUUCCUGAUUUCCAAGUCAGGGGAAUCCUGUCCAAUAAAGAGACUGGCGCCCACACAGUGUCUAUCAAUCCUCUCGUCUACCCCAAGGAUCUCGAUAACUGGAGCACCUUUAGUGCCAACAACCAGGGGUGGAUGGCAGAAGCGCAUGUCUACGACCAUGUGGUCCACAAAGAGUUGUACGAGCUAGACUAUCACGAGACAACCUAUGUACACGACGAGACUGUACGGUGGAAUGUCACGGGCAUUACACCCUAUAUCUGGGAGUAUCAAAAGGAUCCCUAUGCUCCCCGUCAACGCGUCUCCGAGUCGGUCAUGUACGCUCCGAUUUGGCAAAGAGCACCGCCGUGUGACUAUGCCACACAAGUCAACCUGGACCUGCGAACGUAUCCGGCCUUUACCGGUUUUGUCGAUGGCAUGCUGGCGGCGGAUCAUCCGGUGAUCACAACCGUGGUGGAUGCCACUUAUCUGGAAACCAACUAUGACUUUCGAUUUGAUCCUGCAGAACAGGAAGAGCCACACAGCUACAUGCUGGAACCGGUCUAUGACACCUUGACCACCAACCGCACUGCCGUGGCGUUUCUUUCGGCGUUUCUCCGAUGGGGGACCUUCUUUACAGAUGUCCUUCCCAGCACCGAACAAGGCAUCUUUGUGGUCUUGGAGAGCAGCUGCAACCAGACGUUCACCUAUGAACUCUUUGGGCACAAACCGGUAUACCUUGGAGAAGGAAACCUACAUGACACUGGCCUUGAUAGCGACAAGUUGGAGGACACGUUUGAGUUUGCACCAGAUAUUGCCAUGGAAAAGGACAGCGGCCAUGAGUUCUGCCACUACUAUGCACACAUCUACCCAUCCACCCAAUGGCGAGAUCCUUUCUUAACUUCCAACCCUCUGAACUAUUCGAUCGCUGUCUUUGCCUGCUUCCUGGUCACGGCCUUGGGUUUUGUCAUGUAUGAUGUAUUGGUGCAGAGGCGUCAAGCCAUGGUGAUGAGGUCUGCUGCCAAGACCAAUGCCAUUGUCACUUCGCUCUUUCCCGCCAACGUGAGAGAUCGAUUACUGGAUGAUGCCGAAACUGAACUCAACAAGGCCCAACAUAGAGCCUCAUCGACGGAGGCCUUUAUGAACGAUGGAAGAAUCAAGGAAGGACCCGACGGCACGAGAAACGAGUACGCCAGCGAAUACAUUUUCGGAUCCAAACCUAUUGCCGAUCUAUUCCCAGAAACGACAAUUAUGUUUGGUGACUUGGUUGGAUUCACAGCCUGGAGCUCAACACGGGAGCCCGCUCAAGUAUUCACUCUCUUGGAGACUUUGUAUCACAGCUUUGACAAUAUUGCCAAGCGACGUCGAGUCUUCAAGGUGGAGACUGUGGGGGAUUGCUACGUAGCCGUAUGCGGACUCCCUGAUCCACGAAAAGAACACGCUACUGUAAUGGUGAAAUUCGCCACUGACUGCCUCACUAAGAUGCUCGCCUUGGUUCGCCGAAUGGAAACAUCUCUUGGACCGGACACAGGCGAUCUUUCAAUGCGCAUUGGGCUACACAGUGGACCAGUCACUGCAGGAGUCCUCCGAGGUGAUAAGGGUCGGUUCCAAUUGUUUGGGGACACCAUGAACACGGCAAGCCGCAUGGAGACAACUGGGGAACCUGGGAGGAUUCAUUGCUCCGAGGAAACAGCUGAGAUCCUUAUGUCUGCUGGUAGAUCGAAGUGGUUGACCCAGAGAGAAGAUCAAGUCAUUGCCAAGGGCAAAGGGGCCUUGACCACCUACUGGCUAAAGCUCCAAUCAGAGUCCCAUGCAACUGGCUCGAACAUGACCAACAACACACAGAGUAGCGAAGGCGUCGGGGUGGACUUGCCAGAAACCGCCGCACUUAACAAGGCUCUUCACCUUGGGGGCACCAGUGAAAGGCUCCUAGCAAAGCCAGCCUUCAACAAGAUCUCCAGCAAAGAGAAGCGUUUGGUCACGUGGAAUGUUGACAUUUUGGUCAAACUUUUGCAGCAGAUCAUGGCGCGGCGGCUAUCACUAGGGGAAGCACCUGCAAAGUUGAGCCGGCAGGUCACCACUGAAAUGACAAAGGAACCAAGGAAUGUCCUUGAUGAAGUGGAGGAUGUCCUUGCUUUGCCGCAGUUUGAUGCCCGGACUAUUCGAAAUCAGGUGGACCCCAAGUCGAUCAAGGUUCCAGAGCCAGCGGUGCAACAGCUCACUGAGAUGGUCACACAGAUUGCUCAACUUUAUCAAGACAACCCUUUUCAUUCAUUCGAACACGCCAGCCAUGUGACUAUGAGUGUCACAAAACUGAUGAGUCGUAUUGUUACCUACACCUCCAACAAUCCAGCCUCCACGACUGACACUCCAUCUGACACGGAAGUUGGCGACAUUUCCGAAAGCAGAAUUGCUGCGGAGCUGCAUGAUCACACUUUUGGGAUAACCUCCGAUCCUCUAACUCAGUUUGCAUGCAUCAUUUCUGCCUUGAUUCAUGAUGCUGACCAUCCUGGCGUUCCCAACUCCACUUUGGUGAAGGAGGAGCAUCCUCUAGCUUCCAAAUACAAGAACAAAAGUGUGGCGGAGCAGAACUCUGUCGACCUGGCGUGGAGGAUUGUAACCAACCGUGAUUUUAAGGAUCUGCAUGCCUGCAUCUACAGCAGCAUGGAUGAAUUCAACAGGUUCAGGUCAAUCGUCGUGAAUGUGGUCAUGGCAACGGACAUUAUGGAUAAGGACUUGGGUACUCAGAGAAAGGCCCGCUGGAACCGAGCCUUUGCCAAGGAGUCUGGUGAAUUGCUCUUGGAAGAGGACCCCACAGAGGCUAUCAACAGGAAAGCCACCAUUGUUCUGGAGCAUCUUAUGCAAGCUUCUGAUGUGGCUCACACAAUGCAACACUGGGUCGUCUACAAGAAAUGGAAUGAGCGUCUGUUUGAAGAGAUGUACAAGGCAUUCAGUGAAGGCCACAGUGAUAAGGAUCCCUCUGAGGGUUGGUAUCAGGGAGAACUGGGGUUCUUUGACUACUACAUCAUUCCACUUGCAAAGAAGCUUGAAACGUGUGGAGUCUUUGGAGUUUCCAGCCAUGAGUACUUGAGCUAUGCCUCUGCCAAUAGGCGAGAAUGGGCUGAGAAAGGGGAACAGAUUGUCAAAGAUUAUUUGAACCGGUACGAAAACAAGUUCGGGAACCGAGAAAGUUGGGAGGAUGAACGUUCGGUAGAUGUGUAA
Seminavis robusta is the source of this 3606-nucleotide messenger RNA. The record is from the annotation of a GenBank genome assembly. NCBI's taxonomy places the organism in Eukaryota, Bacillariophyta, Bacillariophyceae, Naviculales, Naviculaceae.